AUGCUGCGCUCCAGCUCGUGCGCCGUGCUGCGGGCGCCAGUAUUCUGCCGUAUCGUCGAUGUGAUGCGGCAGCAUGAGCCCUACGCGCGUGCCGGCAUCCUGUACCCCAUUCGUGUGGAGCUUGGCGAAGGUGUGGAGUCAUGCACGUCGGCAGAGCUACAGGAGAAGAUCGACGCGAUGUUGUCCCGGUCGCAACGCUUUGCAACUGUCAAGACUGGCAACGUGUACUCGCGCAAUAACUCCGUGGUGACGGUCAUCAAGGCGUAUGGGCAGUACGUUGUCACCGGCAACAUGCGAGGCGGGUAUGUGAAGGGGGAUCACCGCUAUGGUCCGCGCCUAACCGGGUAUGGCGGCGCCACUGCGAAGCCGGGGCUGCGGUGGAACGGCGACGAUCUGUGA
Messenger RNA from Leishmania mexicana MHOM/GT/2001/U1103, 399 nucleotides. RefSeq lists its product as hypothetical. The transcript has a single exon. The record is from RefSeq and is a predicted model, not a curated record. Bases 1 to 399 code for a protein of 132 amino acids. NCBI's taxonomy places the organism in Eukaryota, Euglenozoa, Kinetoplastea, Trypanosomatida, Trypanosomatidae.